Corythoichthys intestinalis (scribbled pipefish) is the source of this 1686-nucleotide messenger RNA. RefSeq names its product receptor-type tyrosine-protein phosphatase V-like. The transcript has 11 exons. The record is from RefSeq and is a predicted model, not a curated record. Gene Ontology annotation, molecular function: protein tyrosine phosphatase activity. Gene Ontology annotation, biological process: protein dephosphorylation. The coding region runs from base 282 to 1322 and encodes 346 amino acids. Lineage: Eukaryota; Metazoa; Chordata; Actinopteri; Syngnathiformes; Syngnathidae.
CAAAGAAUAAGGAUGACUACCUCUUGGCCGCGUGACAUAACAUUGAAUUGAAUAUUCCUUUUCAUUUCCUCACAAAUCGAGUCUCCACCCUCUGACUCCACCCUGCAUACCGCUUGACUUCCCGCCUAUGACUCUAUGCCAGUAAGAGAAUUAUUAAAAACAGACUUGAAACAGUACGGUGGUUUGUCUUCGAUCUGCAGCAAAGUGUUCACAAAGCAUCCAGACCUGGAAGUAAUUCUUCAACAUCCUGCUUGAAUUAGUGCUUUGCAGCAGGAAGAAACAUGAGACUGCAAACCUUCUCAAGAGCACAGAUCCUGCAUGAGUUUGAGUCUAAGUGCAAGGCGCUCUCUGCUUCUGACAACAGAGGAUUCAAGCAAGAAUUUGAGGAGCUGAAGGAUGUCGGCAAAGAUCUUUCAACCAAGGCGGCCGACUUGGAGGCUAACAGGGAAAAGAACCGAUACCCAUAUAUAUUGCCAUAUGACCACUGCCGCGUAAGGCUAUCUUUUCAAAACUCCCUUCCCAAUUCUGACUACAUCAAUGCCAAUUUUGUACCUGGUGGAAGAUCUGAGAGAGACUUUAUCUGCACCCAGGGUCCUAUGCGCGACACCAUGAACGAUUUCUGGAGGAUGGUGUGGGAGCAGAAUGUCAGGAUAAUUGUCAUGGUGACAGCUCUGAGAUACAGAGACUUGGUACUAUGUGAUGAGUAUUGGUCUCUGCAACCAGGAACAGUUUAUCACGGCCCUUUCCAAGUGACAACAAUGGCUCGGAAACAAGGCCCAGACUACUUUAUCUCCACCAUUAACAUCAGACAGAGAGACUGUCCAACAGAUCGGAUCCUAACACACUACCACUAUCCAUCCUGGCCAGACCGGGGCGUCCCAAAAGACCCGUCGUCACUCUGUGCCUUCACAGAUCAUGUGCGACAGCAUUUGGAAACCAUUCCACGUUUGGGCCCGGCUGUUGUGCACUGCAGCGCUGGCGUAGGCCGUUCAGGGAGCUUCGUCACACUGCUGUGGCUGAUGCAGCUGUGUGUUAGGGGGAUACGUCCUGAUAUACGAGCUACUGUGACUGACCUACGACUUCAUAGAAUGUGGAUGGUCCAGAAUCUGGAGCAGUACAUAUUUGUUCAUCAGUGUCUCCUGUACUGGUUAAGCGGUGGGAAGUCCUCAUGGUCAUCAAGUUUUACACACUCAGAUCAGGCAAACCGUGAGUUGAGGAGGAGAAAUCGCCAUCAGAGACAGAUGCAUCCAUCUGAGCAAAACAGUAUAUUGCAGCAAUUUUUACAACCCGGGAAGCUACUGCGAAGGCUGUUACCCUCUUAAUCAGAUAAAUCCUACUCUACGUGCCUCUUGACAUUAUAUGAUGUGGCAUAAUGUGACAAUUCUAAGUGGGCAGGACUGACAGGGACCUUAAAAAAAAAGUAUUUUCUGUUUGCAGCUUUGGAGGGCCCAAACAGCACUCCUGCUUGAUAAAACCAAAGUAACUCUUGCACAUGAGCAAUAGGGAAAAACCUUCCCAGCAGGUUAAACCUGUUAAAAAUACUGUUCGGAUGUCAAGCGAACAAAGCAGCUGCAUUUGCACGAAAAUUGUCAGACCUAAUGAUGCUCACGCAUGUCAUUAUUGCACAAUUUUCAACUCAUGAUUUUUGUAAGUCAUUUUAAAACUGUGAUUUCUUUCUUAAUUAAA